Messenger RNA from Vigna radiata var. radiata (mung bean), 1245 nucleotides. RefSeq lists its product as uncharacterized. The coding region runs from base 1 to 1245 and encodes 414 amino acids. Gene Ontology annotation, molecular function: RNA-DNA hybrid ribonuclease activity; nucleic acid binding. The transcript has 2 exons. The record is from RefSeq and is a predicted model, not a curated record. NCBI's taxonomy places the organism in Eukaryota, Viridiplantae, Streptophyta, Magnoliopsida, Fabales, Fabaceae.
AUGAGAAGUCCAACCAAGUUGAAAGAAGUUCAAUGCUUAGUCGGAUGCCUCACCGCUCUAUCACGGUUUACACCAAGGCUUUUCGACCACAUCAAGCCGAUACUCAAGAACAUGAAGGAAAACGUCCCUCGACAUUGGGACGAUCAUUGUGAGGUGGCCUUCUCCGUCGUCAAGAACAUAUUGACCAAUCCGCCCAUCAUGAGCCGUCCGAUAGAAGGAUUUGACUUACAACUGUAUCUGUCCGCAUCCGGCCAUUCGGUGGAGAAAGAGGCAUUAGCUCUACUAACAGUGGUCCAACGACUUCGUCCAUACUUUCAAAGCCACCAAGUCAUUAUCCGAACCAACCAUCCGGUCGCCAGGAUCCUCAGGAAACCGGACCUAGCAGGAAGGAUGGUUUCCUGGUCCAUCGAAUUAUCCGAAUUCGGCUUGCGUUUUGAGCCACAGGGCUCCAUCAAGGGCCAACACUUAGCAAAUUUCGCAGCAGAGCUACCCCAGGCGGCAGAACCGUCCGUGUGGAAUCUGAACGUAGACGGAUCCUCAGACAAAAGAGGAGGAGGAGCCUGUAUAGUACUUGAAGGAUCGAAUGGUCUUCUUGUCGAGCAAGCUAUAUCCAUCACAUUCCAGCUCAGUAACAAUCAAGCAGAAUAUGAAGCCCUCAUCUGCGGACUACUCUUGGCCACCGAGCUGGACAUCCAACACUUAGAAUGCCGAAUGGAUUCUCAACUGGUUGUGGGGCAUAUUAACGGAACCUUCCAGGUCAAAGACAAUCAUCUAUUACGUUACUAUCACAAAGUCAGCGACCUCAUUAAAGCGUUCGGCACUUUCAAAAUCAUCCAUGUACCCAGGGCACAAAAUUCCCGAGCGGAUUUACUUUCCAAACUAACACAUGCCCGUGGAAACUCCCAACUCACUUUGGUAAUCAAAACCACGCUGGAACAGCCUCUUUUAGAGACUUGCUCCACCAGCAUCAUUCCUUCCAAAGCUGACUGGCGGCAAGAUAUAAUACAGUUGAUGAUUCAGCAAGAACAGGAUACACGGGUGAGUGCGGCCGAUUCUAAACAAAUCGCUCGCUUUACACUUAUAGGAGAUGAUCUCUACCGACGUGGGUACACUACUCCUCUGUUAAAGUGUUUGUCUAGCGAAGAAGCCAAGUACGUCAUGCAGGAACUACAUCAUGGAAUUUAUGGCUCUCACUCGGGUAAAAGAACGCUUAGAGCCAAGAUAUUACGAGCGGGUUUCUACUAG